Molecule: messenger RNA, 1497 nt
Organism: Lontra canadensis (Northern American river otter)
Lineage: Eukaryota; Metazoa; Chordata; Mammalia; Carnivora; Mustelidae
Gene: GARIN4
Product: family with sequence similarity 71 member A
Exons: 1
Cellular component (GO): nucleus
Source: RefSeq, a predicted model, not a curated record
AUGGAGUCUCUGCCGCACUAUCACACAGCCCACAGCGCCUCCAGGGAGGGUAAGUUCAACCCGGCCAUGGGGAAACUCCAGCGACAACUGUGCAAGGGAGAAUAUGACCUAUUCAAGGAUGCACCCAUGUUCGAAUGUGACUUUGUGCAGGUCACAAAAAGGGGAGAAGUCGUCCACGUGGACAACAGAGUUAGAAUGGUGACGGUGGGCAUCACAUCCACCAGCCCCUUCCUCCCGCUCCCAGAUGUCCUGCUGCUGGCCCGCCCCGCCACCGGCUGUGAAGAGUACUCCGACCAGGGCCAGGCCACCAAGGGAAAAGGCCGCAAGGCUUCCACGACCAUGGAGCUCACCAGGCUCCUUCCCUUGAAGUUGGUGCGGAUAUACGUUCAAGACCGUGAGAAACAAAGGCUGCGCCUCAAGUUCCCCACUGGCCGCUCCUGCUACCUGCAGCUGAGCCCCCCUCUGGAUGCAGAGGAAGACCUCUUCUCCUGCUGGGAAAAGCUCAUUUCCCUCCUGCGGCCGCCCGUGGACAGUCCCAGCAGAACCGACGCCAUUCCAGCGGAGGACAUGUUAGCCAUGCCCGUGAUUGAAGAGGACCGAAGGAACCCAGCAGGGGCAGAUUUCCAAGGAAAAGCGGAUCAGGACCAGGUCAGUGUCAGGAGCCUCCACGAGGGCUCUGAGGUGGCCGGGGCCACCUCCGCAGCUUUUGCUGGCGGGGAGGAGACCUUUCAGGACCCCCCGAAGCCCAACAGCGUGCCCACUGUAGCUGCCCCAAACUGCCCGGGGCUCUACAGGGAGUCGGCGGCAGGGACAGCAGCAGAGUUCGCAGCGGGGGAGGCCGGCAUAUGCCUGGCGUCCGCCGGGCCCCGAGCUGCCGCCAAGCCUGCGGGAGAAGCCGCUCCGGACGGGUCGGAAGGCCAGCUCCUCUCGGACGCGCCGAGCUCGGCGGGCAGUGGGGAGCCGGCGGCAAGGCGGCCCCGCAAGCGCCGGAGGGAGCGGAGGGAGCGCCGGGAGGAGGAGCGAGCCCCCCGCAGUUCCCGCCACCGCAUGGACGCCGAGAACCGCCACAAGGCCCCGGGGAACAAGAUCACCCCGACCGGCUCCAGCCGCUCCUCAGGCGGCCACAGAGCCGCGCGGGAGGACAAGAAGGACAAGGGCCGCAGCAGCCCCGCGCGCGGCAGGCGCGCCCCCGACGGACGCAUCAGCCACGCCCCCGUCGCCGAGGAGUCCGGGACCUCCCACAGGUCGGGGCGGAGCCUCUCGGCGGGCAGCGCGGGCUCCGGCACCACGAUGCUCGGCAGGAUCCGCGGGUUCCUGAGGAACCUGAGAGCCAGCCUCACUGCCUGAAGCGCGGCCUGGCCGCGCCGCAGAGACGUGGACAUGUUGGCGAAGACCGCGGACAGGAGCGGUGUGGAGGCCAUCGCCGAGGCGGCGGCGAGCAGCCACGGCUUUUGGAGCGCGCGGGGAGCGGGACGUCUGAGGUCAUGGAGACAGUGA